Seriola dumerili (greater amberjack) is the source of this 2379-nucleotide messenger RNA. RefSeq names its product KIAA1958 ortholog. Bases 1 to 1476 code for a protein of 491 amino acids. The transcript has 5 exons. The record is from RefSeq and is a predicted model, not a curated record. Gene Ontology annotation, cellular component: nucleoplasm. Lineage: Eukaryota; Metazoa; Chordata; Actinopteri; Carangiformes; Carangidae.
AUGUCUGACCUGGUUCAGACCACCUCUGACAGUCUGUGUAAACUCGUCCGCUGGGCUCACAGCCACGGCACCAUCUGCAACCUCAUCCCCAGCCUGCAGCACCUCACCCGGGGUUCUUAUGUUAAUCUACUGACACCAGAACCCGGUCCCCAUAGCAGCACGGUCCCUGUUGCCAUUUGGGGCUGUGGCGCCGGACACGCCUACCACUGGCCCCUCACUGACCACAGCAAAAGCUGCGCAGGCUCAAUGAAUACCGGGACAGGCCAGGGACAGAGGUUUGUUGGAGGCCGUCCUCCAAAUAAGGUGGCAGCGAGGACAUCAUGUGACCUCUCCUGCAGCGAAGCCGCAUCAGAAGGGGAGGAGUUCAGCAGCCGACUGUUUGACAUCGCUGGAUGUGAUUCAUCAGCCACAGAUGAGGAUGGCGACUACGAGCCCCGCCCAUCCAGAAAAAGAGACUGUGCACCGGGAGGAGGGGCGGCGGGGAAAAAGGUCAAGCAGGAAGCGACCUCAGCAGAGGAUUAUGACACUGUUGCUAGCAUGGGGUUGGCAGAGACAGAUGCUGUCAACUUUUCACAGGCUUGUCAGGCAACAAGCACACACUCUCAGUUCACUCGCAUACAGUUGCCCAACAAACCACUCCCACCCUGCCCUCAGCCCCAGCAUGGGCACAAUCUGGCCUGUGAGGGGUCAGUGGACCCAGAGCUGGAGCUGCUGGUUGGAGGCAGCUGCACGAGAGGGACUGCAGAGCAAGCCGAGAGAUGCAGCUCCAUCACAGAGUCUACACAGAGGACUGCAGCUGCAGGCAGCCAGAGUGAGCUGGAGAGACUGCGAGCGUUACUGUGUGCAGAACGCAGCCGUAACCUGCAGAUGACAGAGAUGAUCUCCAGUCUGAAGCAGGACAAAGAGCUGCUGCAGCAUGAACUCACUAAGAAAGCCGAACUCAUCUGUGACUUCCUGCAGGACAGACUGCGGCCAGAGAAGAGGUGGCCUCGUUGCUCUAAUCAGACGGACCCGGGAAGUUCGAACAUGACCUCCUCUGACGAAGUGGCAGGGUUUGAUUCGCCAACACUAUUUGACUCUUUCGAGGAAAUGGAGCUUCACCCUCUGGAGCAUCACAGGACCCUGAGGAGCAAGAGGAGCCGGGAAGGAGAAAACACCAGAGUCAGGAUGAAAAAUGUGGUGGGUGUGAUAGCACGCUACAUGGCCGCCCUGCAAGAGUUUCGGCGCAGCGUCUCCAUGAAGGUGGCCUUUGACCGGGUCGGGGUGGACCGCAACACGAUCUCGCGCACGGCGGCCAUAGCCGAGCUCAGCCUGGCCGCUCCGGAGGUGUUUCAUGCGUUGGCACCAUGGGAUGAGAAGGAGGAGACGCUGGCGCAUUAUGCUCACCGCUGUCGACAGGCGAUGGAUGACACCAUUAAGGCCAAGAUCAAAACGAUGAAGGCGAAAGGAGAACUGCUGCCAAUUGUGUCAAAGUGACAAAUAGUUACAGGUAUUUGGCGGACUGACUCCCUGUGACUGAAUCGGAGGCCUACGAUGCACAGUCUUGUACAAAUUAAAAGAAAAUCCAACACAAACAUAAAUCACCAGGUCAGAGAAAGGCCCAUCCUUGGAUUCUCCUCUUGUACUGUUAGAUACUGUGCCAUCUUAGUCUGUGAUGCUCAGCUUAUUCCAGGAGUUAUAUCGCAUGGUUGCUGUAAUUUAUUUAUUUUUUUUGUACCAGCAUUUUCAUCAUCUCAUGUACUUCUUAUCCUAUCAUGUGGCUGCAUUACAUGCUGGCCACAUUUCUACUACUGUGGGUGUGGAAAUACUGAAGGUCUUUCUGCCUCCUGUCCAGACGAUUUCUUCUUGUAUAGUUGUGAAACAGCCGUGAAAAAUUGUGACUGGAAAGAAUAAGCUUGUGGUCUUAGGUCCUGUAUGACUGUCACCAGAACCAUUAUUUUAUAUUGCAAUUAGAACAACUCAGAAUUCAUAACAAAGUUCCAGCAUGGUUCAUUUUCACUGCAGCAUCGUCACGAAGCGAUCUCUAACAGUCACUCAAACCAGUUUAUAAUGAAUUGGUUGCAGUAAAUAGUUUGAUCUAGUGAGGAACUUGUGCUUAGUAUUCAAGGUUCAGUGACUCAAAAAAUGUUUUUUAUGCAUGGUAAUAUACAGUAUUUAUUCUGGUGUGUGUUGUUUUGUGUGCUGCUGACCACUGUUUUACAAUAAACCACCAAAAACAGAGUAUUAGGAGUUAAACAAGUCAAUGUGUCUUUGUUCAUUAACAGGGCAUGGUAUAAAAAAGCCAAUUGAAGGCAUUCAAGUGGAGCCUGUGGCUCAUCUCAGAGCAGAGCCCUGUUCACAUUUACACUGAGCAUGAGUCAUUUUAAAUCAUUGAUAAAA